Messenger RNA from Acaulospora morrowiae, 1088 nucleotides. Lineage: Eukaryota; Fungi; Glomeromycota; Glomeromycetes; Diversisporales; Acaulosporaceae. The record is from the annotation of a GenBank genome assembly.
AUGAUUGGCCGGGAAGUAAGGUAUAAAAGAAUAACCUCUCGAGACGCGUCUUUCGACAAUAUUUUUGACGAUUUUGAAAUGGGCAUUAAAGGUUUAACGCAAGUUAUAGGUGAUCACAGUCCGAACUCUAUUAAGGCAAAUGAAAUUAAGAAUUACUUUGGACGUAAAGUUGCCAUAGAUGCCUCUAUGUCUAUAUACCAGUUCUUAAUUGCCGUGAGACAAGAUGGUCAGCAGUUGACUAGUGAAUCAGGCGAAACUACAAGUCAUUUGAUGGGAAUUUUCUAUCGGACGAUUCGAAUGAUCGAAAACGGUAUAAAGCCUUGUUAUGUUUUUGACGGAAAGCCACCGACCUUAAAGUCAGGAGAGCUUGCAAAACGUCUAGAGCGAAGAAAAGAAGCCGAAAAAAAUCUCGAAGCAGCACAAGAUGAAGCGGAUAAUAUCGACAAGUAUAGCCGUCGAACGGUCAAAGUCACAAAAGAACAUAAUGAUGAAUGCAAAAAACUUUUGAAACUCAUGGGCAUUCCCUACGUGGAGGCUCCGUGUGAAGCAGAGGCUCAGUGUGCUGUUUUAGCGCGGGCAGGCAAAGUAUACGCUGCUGCUUCCGAGGAUAUGGACACAUUGACCUUUAAUUCCUCCAUAUUAUUACGUCAUUUGACCUUUAGCGAAGCUAGAAAAAUGCCGAUCGACGAAAUACAUCUUCAAAAAGUUCUAGAGGGACUCGAAAUAAACAUGGAUCAAUUCAUCGACCUUUGUAUACUCUUGGGCUGCGAUUAUUGUGAGUCUAUCAAAGGAAUCGGGCCUCAUCGUGCAGUAGAACUUGUUAAAAAGUUCAAUAAUUUAGAAGAAAUUACAAAGAAUCUGGAUCAAAAGAGGCACCCAAUACCUGAAAAUUGGCCAUAUAAAGAAGCACGUGAAUUAUUUAAAAAUCCAGAGGUAUUGGACCCAGAAUCUAUAGAGAUAAAAUGGGAAGAGCCGGACGUUGAAGGCGUUGUUGACUAUAUGGUGCGGGAGAAGGGAUUCAGUGAAGAGCGUAUAAGAAAAGGUGUAGAAAAGCUAUCGAAAAACUUGAAAAGUGCUACUCAGGGAAG